AUGCCGGCGAGUCCAUCUCCCGGACCGCGAGGCUAUUUCCCACCAGGACUGGUCAAAGACUCCGUUCCAACUCUCGCACUCGAGGAGUUGGUCAGGCCUACAGCUGCCGAGUUGAAGAUUGCGGCUGAAGGCCAUGGCGCAAAGACGGGCGCAAAGUCUUUGUGCGAAAUCGAGGUGAAAGAGGUCGCCUUCGAUAUGCAUGAUGAGAAAGUUCAGGAAGAUCUGGCAGAUCGCUUGAUCGCCUUCUUGGAUGAGGGUGAGUUCCUGCUGCUCGCGUCGGCCUUGACCACCAACGGGUACCCGCGGGAGCCCGGUGACAAGGAGUCGACGGAGUUCUGGCCAGGUUUCAAGGAUGCCCGCCCUCCAGCCCGCAUCAAAGUCCAGAAUCGCCCACUUGAUCGCACGAAUCCGGGGGCCAACUCUGCGCAGAACCUCUCCUUGGAGGAGCUCUUGGAUUUGAGCGCGUCGAACAACCCCAAGCCCAAGCCGAAUCGCAUGAUGCCUGCUGUACCUCAGUCAGGGCCCCCAGCGCCUCACGCACCAGCCCAAGCCCAGGGCGCCUCCGGGCGGGGCAACGCUGCGGAGGUGGAUAUGGCGCCGAAGCAGGCGAUGCACACGCAAGACCCCGCCGCGACGCAGCGCGCCGCUGCGCAGGAGGCCAAUAUGACGAUGCAGAUGAUGCAUGCGCCGGACUCCGCCGCUGCAGCGCAGGCCAAUAUGAUGCAGAUGCAGAUGAUGCAGAUGGUGGCGGACUCCGCCGCAGCGCAGGCCAAUAUGGUGCCGACGCAGAUGAUGCAUAUGCAAAACUCCGCUGCCGCCGCACAGGCCAAUAUGGUGCCCACGCAGAUGAUGCAGAUGCAAAACUCCGCGGCGCAGGCCAAUAUGAUGUCCACGCAGAUGAUGCAGAUGCAGCAGUCCGCCGCGUCGCAGGCUAACGUGGCGCCGACGCAAAUGAUGCAGAUGAACCACUCCGCCGUCGGAGCGCAGGCCAAUAUGCAGAUGAUGCAGAUGCAGCAACAAGUCGCCGCAGCACAGGAGGCCAACAUGGCGCAGAUGAUGCAGCUGCAACACUCCGCCGCCGCGCAAGAGAUGAUGCAGAUGCAGCACUCCGCCGCAGCGCAGGAGGCCAAUCUGGCGCAGAUGAUGCAGAUGCAAAACUCCGCCGCAGCGCAGGAGAUGAUGCAUCUGCAACACGCGCAGGAGGCCAAUAUGGCGCAGAUGAUGCAAAUGCAACACCCGCAGGAGGCCAAUAUGGCGCAGAUGCUGCAGAUGCAACACUCCCCCGCCACGCAGGAGGCCUGGCCCGGGCCUCUUGGAAGGCCAAGUUCCCCGGACUCCGCAACGAAGGAGGCGACGCCUCUGCCGGAGUCCGCCCCGGGCCUUGUCGCGCGGCAGGACUUCAAUCUGGACCCGACCUCUGCGACGCAGGAUGCUUUCAAGCUGCUGCGUCGUAUGGAAGAUGGCCAGGAGGAUUGGCUGCCGGAGUUCAUGUCGCUCUUGGGGCAGAUGCUGCCCUUGGCCAAGCGGAAGCUGGAAGGCUCGCUGGCCUCUGGCGCCAGUGAGGCUUCCAAGAUGGAAGACGAGGCCUCCCGAGGCCGCGACAGCGGGAACUCCGGCGCCUCGGAAAGGAAUGCGGAUGACGAGGAUGUAGAGGAUGCGGAUCCGGAGAGCGGUCCUAGGACGCAUAAAGCGAAGGACAUUACCUCGGUGCUCUUGAGAAACCUCCCUCUGGACUACAGCCAGCAGAAGGCCUUGGACCUCAUCGACGGACGGGGCUUCCGAGAUCUUUACGACUUGCUGCUCUGGUUCCCCUCCAAGAAGAACAGCCGUCGACAAACCUCCACCAUCUUCGUCAACUUCCGCUCGCCGGAGUUUGCGCAGAGAUUUUGGCAGGAGUUCCACUCCCAGCGUCGAGCGGAGGGCAAGUUGAACGUGUCCACGGCUUCGGUGCAGGGCUUUACGAACAACUUUGUCAAGUACUGGCAUCUCACUCAGAAGGAGGCCGGCAACAUUUGCCGGCCCUACUUCGCCAGGGACAUGCUGGAUCAGGUGACGCCAGAGACGAUGGUGCAAGCACGCAAGAUCCAGGACCAGCUCCGAAAUGAAGGCGCUCCGUGUGGACAGACACCACGCUGGUGA
Molecule: messenger RNA, 2139 nt
Organism: Effrenium voratum
Lineage: Eukaryota; Dinophyceae; Suessiales; Symbiodiniaceae
Source: the annotation of a GenBank genome assembly